AUGCCUAGACCGGCUUUGUUACCCGUGCAUCACCCUCUGGCCUGUUCAUCACCAACAGACGGACGUCAGAUCAAAUUGAAGACUCCAACGGAGCACUCUUCUUUGGCCAACCCUCAAAGCGCUGAUGACAAGGUACAUUUUCUGUUCGAACGACAAAGACUCGUAUCCCUUCUCGACGAAUACGCGUAUGUCCUGGAUGCAUGCAUGGUCCACCAUGCUGCAGCACAAACCUGGGCAGGGCUCUUUACGGAUGAUUGUAUCGUGACAUUUCCAUUUGGAACACACUAUGGCACCAAGGGUCUUGCUGAUUGGUGCCUUGGUGCGGAAACGAGGUUUAGUAGAAUGCUGCACAUGUCGUCUAACAUGACAAUGACAUUCGAAAGCGACACAGUCGCCCACGGUCGGUCUGCAUUAUUUGCCAUUUGUGGGGUACAUUCGGACGACAUCGACAAGAACUUUUCCGAAGGGGGCUACUAUUACUGGAGCUUUCGAAAAGUUGGCGAGACCUGGAAAAUCUCUUACCUCUUUUUGGAUGUGAUGUGGGAGAAUGGCGACUCUUUGGGCCUCAAUGAGCCAGGUGCAGCAAACACAAGAGUGGAGGCUGGUCUUGAAAGGCACCUGUGA
Molecule: messenger RNA, 624 nt
Organism: Exophiala spinifera
Lineage: Eukaryota; Fungi; Ascomycota; Eurotiomycetes; Chaetothyriales; Herpotrichiellaceae
Exons: 2
Coding region: 1-624 (207 amino acids)
Source: RefSeq, a predicted model, not a curated record